AUGGACGACUGUAUCCACGCCGCCGCUGCCUCGGGCAUGUUCGCCCAGUGCUCCGAGCCCACUCUGCGCGCCAUUUGCGCCCGCACCAAAGCCGUGACGUACCCCAAGAACGCCGUGAUCUACCACCAAGGCGAGCCCCAGACGGAGCUGUUGCUGCUCCAGGACGGCAGCGUCGAGUCGACCAAGAUCAUUGAAGGCCAGGAGCACACGCUGAACGUGCUGACGCACGGAGCAGUGGCUUCGAACCACGCGCUCGUUCAGGAUCCAGCCGCAGUGACCGUCCGGUGCCUCACGCCCGUCACGGGCUUCACGUUGCAGAGCACAGCGCUCAAUGACGUGCUGGAAGACAAACAAGCGUCCAGGGAAAUCAUGCGCAGCCUCAGCAAAGAGAUCCGACGCCAGGCGUCGCUGCUACAGACGCCGCUGUUCGAACAGCACGCCAAGCCCACGCCGUACUUUGCCACGUCGGUGGCAGCUUCCAUUGAAUCUUUCUAUCGCAGCGGCAUGAACUCGCUCUUGAACGCCCGGUUAACGGGGCAGCCAGUCGCCCAGCUCUUCCCGGAGAUGCACCUGCAGAUCCCGACGCGGGUUGUCUACAUUAACGGGUUCAAAGGCAUCCGUCACUUGCUCGAGAAGAACGUCCAUGCGGACGAGUACGAGUACCCGCAGCUCGUGCGGUUUGCCGAAGCUGUGGCGCCUGGUGUCUUGAUGACACCCGUGAGCAGUAUGCUGGAGGCCUUUAAUGCGGGACACAUGAACCCCGAGUCGCUCUCGACGCGGUGGAUCCGGGGCACAGCGCCUCGCAUGCUGCGGGAAGUGAUCUUUGGUGUCGGGUUGAACCAGCUGUCGGACUAUUUUGAGGAACGGCUGUCGGUCACGUCGAGUCCUGCUCUGAACAAUGCUUUCGGAAGCAUGAUGGCGGGUGUCGUGUGUGGCUACCUGUCGCACGUGCCGCACAAUUUGUCGACGAUGAAGCUCAUGCAUCCGCAGAAGAGCUACGGGGAGCACAUGGACGAUUUCAUCCGACGUGCGGAAGUGCGUGUGCCCAUGACGGUGUCGCCACGUCAGCGCUACAUGACAGCUACAGCGAUGGCGCUUUUGUUCCCGAAGGGAUUGACCGUGCGGACGUCGCAGAUUGUGGGCUCGUUCAUCAUCCUCAAUGGCACUAUCAACUCGCUCAAGGAAGUGGACUUGAACACGAUCAAGGGCUACAUGUCGGGCUAA
Molecule: messenger RNA, 1224 nt
Organism: Peronospora matthiolae
Lineage: Eukaryota; Oomycota; Peronosporomycetes; Peronosporales; Peronosporaceae
Source: the annotation of a GenBank genome assembly